AUGUCAACCCAGUCGUACUACAAGGAUCGCCUGGGGUUCGAUCCUCGCGAAGCCCUGUACGAUAACAACAACAGCGGCUACGGCUACGAGGAUGCGCUCACGCAGUUCAAAGACGAACGAGAUGCCAUACAGAAGAAAACUUUCACAAAGUGGGUCAACAAACAUCUGAAAAAGGCCAGCCGCCGUGUCGAUGACCUGUUUGAAGAUCUGCGCGAUGGACACAAUCUUCUUUCUCUCUUGGAAGUAUUAUCUGGCGAACACCUUCCAAGGGAGAAAGGAAAAAUGCGCUUCCAUAUGCUGCAGAACGCGCAGAUGGCACUGGACUUUCUGCGGUACAAAAAAAUCAAAUUAGUCAACAUCCGGGCGGAGGACAUUGUCGACGGCAACCCGAAGCUGACGCUUGGCCUGAUAUGGACCAUCAUUCUGCACUUCCAGAUUUCCGACAUUGUCGUUGGGCAAGAGGAUAAUCUCACGGCGCGCGAAGCGUUGCUGCGAUGGGCCCGCCGCUCGACGGCCAAAUACCCGGGUGUACGGGUAAACGACUUCACCGGCUCGUGGCGCGACGGGCUGGCGUUCUCCGCGCUGAUCCACCGGAACCGGCCCGAUCUGAUCGACUGGCGAGAAUCACGAUCGCGGCGACCGAGGGAGCGGCUCGAGGUGGCCUUCCACGUGGUCGAAAAGGAGUACGGCGUUACGCGGCUGCUCGAUCCGGAAGAUGUGGACACGAACGAACCGGAUGAGAAGUCGAUGAUAACCUAUCUGAGCUCGCUGUACGAUGUGUUCCCGGAGCCACCGCAGAUGCACCCGCUGUUCGACAUGGACUCCCAGCGGCGGGUGCAGGAGUACCGCGAACAGGCGCAAACCCUACUGUACUGGUGCCGCGAGAAGACCUCGCUGCUGCAGGAGCGUGCCUUCCCGACCACGCUGAUCGAGCUUAAGCGCCUGCUGUCCGACCUGAACCGGUUCCGUACCGAAGAGGUUCCGCCACGGCAACGCGACAAACAGCACCUGUUCUCCAUCUACAAGGAGCUGGAGAAGUACUUCGAGUCGAUCGGCGAGGUGGACGUCGAGACGGAAUUGCGUCCGGAGGCGCUCGAGAAGGCCUGGCACCGGCUGAUGUCGGCGCUCGCCGACCGCGACAUGAUCCUACAGCAGGAAGUGCAGCGGCUCGAGCGACUGCAGAAGCUGGCCGAGAAGGUGCAGCGCGAGUACAAGCACACCGAGACGAUCAUCACGAAGACCGAAACACGAAUCUCAGAGGAGAGCCGGCGGAUCGAGCGGUUGCAUCCGGUCGAGGCGAAGAACAUCGUCGAGGGUCUCGAGGCUGACAUCCGCCAUCUGGAGCAGCCGCUGCGGGAGAUGAACGACGACUGUCACAACCUGAAAGACGGCCGCUACCCGCAGGCCAACGACCUGCACAAAAAGGUCACCAAGCUACAUCAACGUUGGUCGCAGCUGCGAACCACAUUCCACACUAGCCUAGUACAAAAGCUGUCCGGGCUCAGCUACCCGGUGCAGGAGACGACGAUAACGAAGGAAACGCGCGUCGUGACCGAAACACGACAGAUCGGGACGAACCCUUACUUCCGCGAUCUGCAGGAGUACACCGAAUGGUGCCAAACGAAAUUGAAACAUCUUCACAGCGCUGACUACGGGUCUGAUCUGCCGUCGGCCAAAGUGGAACUGGAGCGCCACCAGCACGAGCACAAAGUGAUCGAUCAGUUCCACUCUAAAAUUGCACAGUGCGAGCGCCACGUGUCCAACUUCAGCGGCGAAGAGCAGCAGCUGUACCGCCAGCGGCUGAGCCAGCUGCAGAAGGUGUACGCCGAGCUACUCAGCACCUCGACCAAGCGGCUCUCGGACCUGGACGCGCUCGUCGACUUCCUGACGACGGCCACGGCCGAGCUGAGCUGGCUGAACGAUCGCGAACAGAUCGAGGUGAGCCGCGACUGGGCGGACAAGAACCUGGACCUCUCCGCGGUGCAUCGGUACUAUGAGAAUCUCAUGUCCGAGCUGGAGAAGCGCGAGAUGCACUUCGCAACGAUCCUCGACCGGGGUGAAGCGCUCCUCGUCCAGUCGCACCCGGCCUCGAAAUGUAUCGAAGGCCAUCUGCAGGCCCUGCAGUCGCAGUGGUCUUGGUUGUUGCAGCUGACACUGUGCCUGGAGGUGCACCUGAAGCACGCCACCGACUACCACUCGUUUUUCGACGAGGUACGCGAAGCCGAGAGCUGGCUAACGAAGCGUGACGAGAUCCUGAACAGCAAGUACUCGCAGUCGGAGUUCACGCUCGAUCAGGGCGAGGCUCUGCUGCGCGGCAUGCAGGACAUUCGGGAGGAGCUGAACGCGUUCGGCGAAACGAUAGCGCAGCUGCAACACCAGGCGACCGCAGUGGUGCCCCUGAAGCAGCGCAAACAGCCUGUCAACCGCCAGUGUACCGUGCAGUCGAUCUGCUCCUACAAGCAGGGCAACAUUUCGCUGGACAAAAACGAAAGCUGCACCCUGCUCGACACGUCCGGGCGCGUGAAGUGGCGCGUGAAAACGGCGAAGGGUGUCGAGGGUUCCGUCCACGGGGUGUGCCUGCUGUUGCCGCCGCCCGACCAGGAAGCGAUUGAAGCGGCCGAUCGGCUCAAGCGCCUGUUCGACCGGUCUGUGGCGCUGUGGCAGAAGAAACAGCUGCGCCUGCGCCAGAACAUGAUCUUCGCUACGAUCAAGGUGGUGAAGGGCUGGGAUUUCGAGCAGUUCCUGGCGAUGGGCGCCGAGCAGCGGACCGCCAUCCGGCGGGCACUGAAUGACGACGCCGACAAGCUGCUGGCCGAGGGUGACCCGGCCGAUCCGCAGCUGCGACGGCUGCGUCGCGAGAUGGACGAAGUCAAUCGGUUGUUUGAUGAAUUCGAGAAACGUGCCAGAGCGGAAGAGGAGAGUAAACAAGCGAGCCGCAUCUUUACCGAGCAAUGCAUUUCACUGAAGACGCGCCUCGAAGAAAUGGCCCGCGAGCUCGACCACAUCAUCCUGUCUCCAAUGCCGCGCGAUCUCGACUCGCUCGAGCACACGGUGCAAAUCCUGGAGGACUACAAGCGGCGCCUCGGCUGUCUCGAACCGGACCUAAAACACCUCCAGGAAACGUUCCGCACGAUCACGCUGAAGACGCCGGCCCUGAAGAAGAGCCUGGACAAUCUGAUGGAUCUGUGGAAAGAGCUGAACACUCAGGCCGUCCUGCACGGCGACCGGUUGAAGCUGCUCGAAGGUGCCUUGGCGGGGCUGGAAGACAACGAACAGGUCAUUUCCGAUCUGGAAGGCCGACUGUCCCGCCAGCUGGAGCUACCGUCGACGCAGGAAGGCCUGUACGAGGUGUACAAGCGGUUGACCGCGAUCCAGGAGACCAUCUCGAACCAACAGUCCGAGAUGGACAAGAUGAACGACUCGGCUGACCAGCUCGGCCGCAUGGGCGUACCGACGAAGGUGCUGGGUGACCUGAAGCGCCUCCACUCGAACGUGGAACGUCUGAACACUCGUUGGAACAACCUCUGCGGGCAGCUCGCUGAUCGGAUGCGAAGCGUUGAGACGGCAAUCGGAUUGAUGAAAAACUUGCAAACCAGCAUUGUCGUGGAGGAGACUUGGGUGGAGAAACAGACGGAAAAGCUGCAGGCUCUUCCGACGGCGACAUCCGCGCGGGAGCUCGAUCAAGCGGUGAUCGAGAAAUUCGCUCUCUGUGAGGACCACCUGGCCAAGCUCUUGGAAUGGAUCACGCGAGUUGAACAGGACAUUGCCGCCGUCGGUGGACCCAAGGAACGGGUCGAUGAUCUUCGCAAUCAGAUCAACUCGUUGAAGCAAAUUAAGGAGGACAUCGACGCCCAGAGUCGCCCGGUCGCUUCCUGCCUGGAUCAGGUUCGUCAGCUGGUGCUGACCGGUGGCGAUGUACUCAGCGCCCCCGAAGUGGCGGCCCUCGAAACGUCUGGCCGUGAACUGCGCUCCCGGGUCGAUAAGGCACAGGACCGCACCGGAAAGCUGCUUCGUCGGCUGGGUGCGGCCCGGGACGAACUCGGCAAACUGCGCACCGAACUCGACACGUUCUCCGGAUGGUUGCAGUCGUCGCGCCGCACACUCGAGGAGAAAGAAAGCACCCUGUCCGAUCUGCACAAUCUGCCGUCGCAGUCGGACACGGUGAAGGAGUUCCACAGUGACGUGAUAGCGCACCAAGCGGACCUGCGGUUCAUCACGAUGUCAGCGCAAAAGUUCGUCGACGAAUGCAAGGACUACCUGGCGGUGCUGAACGACUUCCGCACGACGCUGCCGGACCGUCUGCCGCACAUCGAACAGGUCUCGAGCUCGGACAGCCCGAUCCGCCAGGAGGUGUCGCUCGUCACGGCCCAGUACCGUGACCUGCUGAACCGGGCCAACGCGCUGCUGGACCGACUCGCUGGGCUCGGAAGUCGCCAGCGAGACUACCAGGAGGCGCUGGACAAGGUGCGCGCCUGGUUGCGCGAUGUGCAGCCGCGCGUCGGUGCCGUGCUGUCGGACCCGAUCGCGGCCGAUCCGCAGGCGGUGCAGGAUCAGAUGAACCAAACAAAGGCCCUGCAGAGCGAGUUCCUGUCGCAGGGCCGCCUGAUCGACAACGUGCAGUACAGCUUGGACUCGCUGCUGAAGUCGCUCGCCGGUCGGCUAAGCCCGUCGGAGGUCAGCCUGCUCGAGGUGCCGGUCGAAGAGGUGAAAGACAAAUACACCCAGCUCCUGGAAGCGCUCGGUGAUCGUUCGAAGCUGCUCGACACGGCCCUGGUACAAUCGCAGGGCGUCCAGGAUGCACUCGACGGGCUGGCCGUUUGGAUCAACCAGUCGGAGGAGAAAUUCAAGAUGCAAAACCGUCCCGCCUCCCUCAUCAAGGACCGCCUGACGGAGCAGGUGCGCGAGCACCGGGGCUUGCUGAACGAUCUGGAGUCGCACCGAACGAGCCUGGAGAGUGUGACACUGUCGGCGCAAGAGCUGACCGCUACUCCGUCCAACGCGCGUCUUGCGAAACGCAUCGAGAGCAACCUGAGCGACGUUACUGGGCGAUUCGAGAAGCUGCUCGACAAGGCGCUCAAGCGGGGCGAGUUCCUCGAGGAUACGCUCGCGCAGUUAACCAAGUUUAUGAACGAUUCGUCCACCCUGGAGCACGAGCUAACGGCACUGAAUGAAGCGCUGGAGGGACGCGAGCUGGUGUCACUGCCGGCCGAAGUCCUGGCGCAGCGUAUGGUGGAACUGUCCCGGCUGAAAGAGAAGCUUCGCCCGCAGUACGAGAGCACCGUCCGGUUGGGCAAGGAGCUCGUCGCCAAACGGGACGUGACCGAUAGCGGUGUGGUGCGCGAUCGAGUGAAGGCCCUCGAGAACCUCUGGAAGACGAUGGACACGACGCUGGAGGAGAAGCUGAAGCUAUCGAAGCAGAAAGCCGAACAGCUGCACGCGUACGAGGAUCUAAAGGAGCAGGUGCUCAGUUGGUUGACCAGCAUCGAAACACGCACAAACAACCUGGCUCCGGUGGCGGUCGAUGUCGAAGCGAUCAAGUACCAGAUCGAAGAGUUGCGCCCGCUGGUGAAAGAGCACCGCGAGUACGGCGCUACGAUCGACCGGGUGAACGACCUCGGCGCACAGUACGACGCCCUGAUUCGCCCGGACAGUCCGACUCGCAAACGUUCGGUUUACAGCCCGAUCAAGCGCGUCAGCCCGAUGCGACGGUUGUCCGGAGACGCGCGAUCACCCAGCCCAACCAAGGGCGGCGGACCGUCGCCCCUGUCGCCUGCGAGCGGAUCGAGUGGGUUCGGUAGCCGGCGGUCGUCGCAAGACGCCUUCCACCUAACCGACCUGACGCCGAUCCAGCAGCAGCUGACGGAGAUCAACAACCGGUACGGUCUGAUCGGUGCCCGGUUGAACGAUCGCCAGAAUGAGCUCGACUCGGUGCGCGACGAGGUGCGCAAGCACCAGGAUAACCUGCGUACGCUGGCCGCUUUCCUCGACAAGAUUCACCGGCAGGUGCCGCGCGACGUGAUCGGCAACCGGGACGAGGCUGACCGAUGCCACAAACAAGCCCGUAAAAUCCUCGAGGAGAUGUACGAACGCCAGAGUCUGCUCGACUCGACCCGGGCCCAGGUGAAGGACCUGCUGAAGCGCAAACCGGACGUACAGGGCGCGGAGCGACUGCGCUCGGAGCUAGAGACCGUCGCCGACCGGUGGAAGAACCUGAACGAUCUGUGCAAGGAUCGCAUCACCUUCUCGGAGCAGCUGCGCGACUUCCUUGACACGCACGACAACCUCACCGGCUGGCUGGCGGCCAAGGAGCGUAUGCUAACGGUGCUCGGCCCAAUCUCGUCCGAUCCGCGCAUGGUCCAGAGCCAGGUACAACAGGUGCAGGUCCUUCGCGAAGAGUUCCGCGGCCAGCAACCACAGCUCGCGCAUCUGCAGGAAGUGGGCAACGCGGUGCUGGAGCACUUGCGCGAAUCGUCCCCCGAGGGGCAGGCCGUAUCGAGCAAGCUGCGCACGGUGCAGAAGAAGUGGGAUGAACUGGUGGCCCGACUGGACGAGAGAGCCCAAAGCCUCGGGGCGGCCGCCGACAGCUCGAAGGAGUUCGACGCUGGCCUCAACCGUCUGCGGGAAGCGCUGCAGACUAUCAGCGACAAUCUGGAUGGACUACCGACCGACCGCGAUCAUCAGGAAACGCUGCGGAAGAUUGAGAACCUCGAACGACAGCUCGAGGGUCAGCGUCCGCUGCUGGCAGAUUCGGAAGCCGCUGCGGAAACUCUGUGCCGUGUGCUAAGCGAUCCGGCUUCCCGAGCCGAUGUUAAUGCGCGAGUCGCCGCGGUCGGCAAACAGUACCAGACGCUCCAGAAGAAACUCGAUCUGCGCAAAGCCGAAACGGAUGCGGCACUGCGCGACGGGCGCCAGUUUGCGGAGACGUGCGCGAAAACGCUCGGCUGGCUGUCGGGUGAGCUGGGCAAUCUGACCGAUCGGUUGCUGGUGUCCGCCCAUCGGCCGACCCUCCAGCACCAGCUCGACACGCACGAGCCGGUGUACCGGGAGGUGAUGGCCCGCGAACACGAGGUUAUUAUGCUGCUGAACAAGGGCCGUGAGUUGCAGGAGAAACCCGGUCACGUCACCGACCGGGCCGUGCAGCGCGAUCUGGAGAAAAUCUCGCAACAGUGGGACCGGCUCCGGUCGGCCGCAGUCGAUCGGCACUCGCGGCUACAGACGUGCAUGGAGCACUGCAAGAAGCACGCGGCUGCCUCGGAGACGUUCCUUGCAUGGCUGCGCAGCGCGGAAGAUAAGCUAGCGACACUGAAGCCGGGACUGCUGAAGAAGCAGGCACUCGACGGGCAACUGCGCGAGCUGCAAACGUUCCGCAGUGAUGUGUGGAAGCGCUCCGGAGAGUACGAGACGUGCCGCUCGCUCGGCGAGACCUUCCUCGGGGCGUGCGACGUCGAUAAGGAGGCGAUCAAGGCCGAACUGCAGGACACGAAGGAUCGCUGGGAGCGGCUCAACAAUGAACUGCUCGCCCGGGCGCAAACUCUGGAAACGUGCGCGAAGCGUUUGGGAGACUUCAACGAGGAGCUGCGCGAUCUCGAUCAUGCCGUCGGCCGGUGUGAGGAUCGCCUGGCAGCCCACGAUGCGCUCGGCGGAGCAGCCAAGGAUCCGAAGCUACUGGAACGGGUCCGGGCCAUCAAGGACGAUGCGAGUGCUCUGCGGAAACCGCUCCAAUCGGUUCGGAAGCUAGCGGGUGAAAUCGCUGGAGAAGCACGGGCCGCCGGCGGUGAUGCCGAUCACCUCAAGUCGGAAGUGGACGGAGUGGCGGAUCGCAUCGAGGAUCUGCACGCCCGGCUGGACGAUCGUUGCGGUGAGCUUCAGUCGGCCGCGACGGCCGUCUCCCAGUUCAACGACAAGGUGAAAGCGCUCGGAGUGGAUCUGGGUGAACUGGAGAGCCAGGUCGACUCGCUGAGCCCACCGGCGCGCGAGAUCAAGCUCGUCGUGCAGCAGCUCGACGAGGUGGCCGGCAUACUAACUAAGAUUGAUCGCGCAGGUGUACAGGUCGGCGAGGUAGAACGAGCCGGCGAACAGCUCGUGGAUUGUGGCUUUGCGCCUGAUACGGCCCAAACGCGCGACCAGAUCGGCGCACUGCGGAAGCAGCUGGGUCGGUUGGAGAAUCGUGCACGCGAUCACGACGAUGCCCUACAGCGAGCCCUCAAGGCGCUGGAGAAGUUCUACGAUCUACAUCAGCUGACACUAGAGGACCUCUCGGAGGUGAGCGGCGAGCUGAAGAAGAUGAAACCGGUCAGCUCGGAGCUGGAACAGAUCCGCCACCAGCAGGAUGACUUCCGGCGGUUCCGGCAGCGCGUCGUGGAACCGCUCACCGGCAAGAUUGACGAGAUCAAUCGGCUGGGCCAGGAGCUGAUCCGGUCGGCGCAGGGUGGCGUCCCGACGGCAAUCCUCGAGAAGGACCUGGAGAAGAUCAACGAGCGAUGGAACGAGCUGAAGGAGCGCAUGAACGAGCGGGACCGUCGGUUGGACGUGGGCUUACUGCAGUCCGGCAAAUUCCAGGAAGCGCUCGACGGGCUGUCCAAGUGGCUGAAGGACACGGAGGAGAUGGUCGCCAACCAGAAGCCCCCGAGUGCGGACUACAAGGUCGUGAAGGCGCAACUGCAGGAGCAAAAGUUUCUCACCAAGAUGCUGAUGGACCGGCAGAACUCGAUGUCGUCGUUGUUCCAGCUGGGCCAGGAGGUAGCCGCCGGGUGUGAUGCGUCCGAGAAGGCCGCCAUCGAGCGGCAGCUGAAGGAGCUGAUGCGUCGGUUUGACGAUCUGACCGAUGCGGCCACCCGGCGCACGCUCGACCUCGAGCAGGCGAUGCACGUGGCGAAGCAGUUCCAGGAUCAGCUCAUCCCGCUCACCAAGUGGCUCGAGGGAGCCGAGCGGGCCGUCAAGGCGAUGGAGCUGGUGCCGACGGACGAGGAGAAGAUUCAGGCGCGCAUCCGCGAGCACGAAGCGCUGCACGAUGAAAUCCUGUCGAAGAAGCCGGACUUUAGCGAGCUUGCGGACAUUGCCGGGCAGCUGAUGGAGCUCGUCGGCGACGAUGAGGGUGUGACGCUGAGCGAGAAGGUGAAACACACUACCGACCGCUAUACCGAUCUGGUGGUGGCGAGCGAAAACAUUGGCCACGUGCUGAACGAAUCGCGGCAAGGACUGCGCCACCUGGUGCUUACCUACCAGGAUCUGGUGUCGUGGAUGGAGAAGACCGAAGGACGCCUGGCGCGCUUCAAGAUCGUUCCGGUGCACACGGAGAAGCUGCUGGAGCAGAUGGACGUGCUGGUGGUGUUGAACGAGGAGAUUGCUAGCCGCUCACCGAACGUGGAGUCAACGGUCGAGGCCGGCUCGGAGCUGAUGAAGCACAUCUCGUCCGACGAGGCACUCCAACUGAAGGACAAGCUGGACUCGCUGCAGCGGCGCUACGGGGAGCUUGCCACCAAGGGCGGUGAUCUGUUGAAGCACUCCCAAGACGCUCUACCGCUGGUGCAGCAGUUCCACGACAGCCACCAUCGGCUGGUGAACUGGAUGCAGGCCGCCGAAUCGUCCCUAGCCACCGGAGGUGAUGCUAACGAAGCAGACAUCGCGCGCCUCGAGACCGAACUGGUUGAGAUUCGGCCACUGCUCGAGCAAGUCAACUCGAUCGGACCGCAACUGUGCCAGAUCUCACCCGGCGAAGGUGCGUCCACUAUCGAGGGAAUCGUCACGCGGGACAACCGUCGGUUCGAAGCGAUCGUGGAGCAGAUUCAGCGUAAGGCCGAGAGGCUUCACCUCAGCAAGCAGCGUUCGAACGAGGUUACGGCCGACAUUGACGAGCUCCUGGAGUGGUUCCGCGACAUGGACGCCACGCUGCGCGAUGCGGACCCACCGGCCAUGACGCCGAAGCUGGUACGAGCUCAGCUGCAGGAGCACCGUUCGAUCAACGACGACAUCUCAAGCCAGAAGGGACGCGUACGGGACGUGACGGCCGCGGCGAAGAAGGUCCUGCGCGAGUCACAACCCAGCGACAACACGAUCGCACUGCGCGAGAAGCUGGAGGACCUAAAGGAGGUGGUCGAAACGGUGGCCACCCUCUGCUCGAACCGCCUGUCGGUGCUUGAGCAAGCGCUGCCCCUGUCCGAACACUUUGCCGAUUCGCACUCCGGACUGGCGGCGUGGCUCGCGGACAUGGAGCAUCAGAUUUCGAUGCUGUCGAUGCCGGCCCUCCGCCCCGAUCAGAUCGCCAUCCAGCAGGACAAGAACGAGCGGUUGACGCAGUCGAUCGCCGAACACAAGCCACUGCUCGAUAAGCUCAACAAAACGGGCGAGGCGUUGAUUGCCCUGGUGGCGGAAGACGAUGCGGCCAAGAUUGGGGAGAUUCUGGACUCGGACAACGCUCGGUACGCGGCGCUACGCACGGAACUGCGCAACCGCCAGAACGCGCUCGAUCAGGCUCUGCAGGAGUCGAGCCAGUUCUCGGACAAGCUCGAGGGAAUGCUGCGGGCCCUGCAGAACACGGUCGAUCAGGCGAACCAGGCGGAUCCGAUUUCCGCUCACCCGCCCAAGAUCCACGAUCAGAUCGACGAGAACGUGGCGCUGGUGCAGGAUAUCGACAAGCGGGGUGAAGCGUUCGCUGCGGUGCAGCGAGCGGCCAGCGACGUCAUCGCGAAGGCCACCAACCAGUCCGAUCCGGCCGUGCGCGACAUCAAGAAGAAGCUCGACAAGCUGAACGCCCUGUGGGGCGAUCUGCAGAAGACGACAUCGAAGAGAGGCUCGGCACUAAACGAAACCCUCUCGGUGGCGGAUAAGUUCUGGAAGGAGAUGCGCGCCGUGAUGGAGACACUGAAGGAGUUGCAGGAUGCGCUGCAGACCCAGGAACCGCCAGCGGCGCAACCGCAGGCCAUCCAGAAGCAGCAGGUUGCCCUGCAGGAGAUCCGCCAGGAGAUCGAUCAGACCAAGCCGGAGGUGGAGCAGGUACGGCGCACCGGCAGCAACCUGAUGUCGCUGUGCGGUGAACCAGACAAGCCGGAGGUGAAAAAGCACAUCGAGGAUCUGGACCACGCGUGGGACAACAUCACCGCGCUGUACGCGAAGCGCGAAGAGAACCUGAUCGACGCAAUGGAGAAGGCGAUGGAGUUCCACGAGACGCUCCAGAGUCUGCUUCACUUCCUGGCGCGGGCCGAGGAUCGUUUCCAGAAGCUCGGUCCGCUCGGGUCGGACAUCGAGGCGGUCAAGAAGCAGAUCGAGCAGCUGAAGCACUUCAAGGACGACGUCGAUCCGCACAUGGUCGAGGUGGAGGCGCUGAACCGACAAGCAGUGGAGCUGACGGAGCGCACUUCGGCCGAGCAGGCCAGUGCCAUUCGGGAGCCACUGAACGCGGUCAACCGACGGUGGGAGAACCUGCUGCGCGGUAUGGUUGAGCGCCAGAAGCAGCUGGAACACGCGCUGCUACAUCUCGGCCAGUUCCAGCACGCGCUUAACGAGCUCCUGGUGUGGAUCGUCAAGACGGACGCGAACCUGGACGAACUGAAACCGAUCCCGGGUGAUCCGCAGCUGCUGGAGGUGGAGCUGGCCAAGCUGAAGGUGCUGGCCAACGAUAUCCACGCGCACCAGAGCUCGGUCGACACGCUGAACGAUGCCGGUCGCAAGUUGAUCGAAAACGAUCGCGGUUCGCUCGAGGCCUCGACGACGCAGGACAAGCUGCAGCAGCUCAACAAGAAGUGGCGCGAUCUGCUCCAGAAGGCGUCCGACCGCCAGCACGAGCUGGAGGAGGCACUUCGCGAAGCGCAGGGCUUCACGGCCGAGAUCCAGGACCUGCUCGGAUGGCUAGGCGAUGUCGAUGCGGUCAUCGGUGCCAGCAAACCCGUCGGUGGGUUGCCGGAAACGGCUUCCGAGCAGUUGGAACGCUUCAUGGAGGUGUACAACGAGCUGGAGGAGAACCGGGCCAAGGUGGAGACGCUCGUUGCCCAGGGCCAGGAGUACGUGCGGAAGCAAACGCAACUGCAAGUGUCCGCCAGCAACCUGCAGCACACGCUGCGCACCCUGAAACAACGCUGGGAUGCGGUGGUAUCGCGCGCCUCGGACAAGAAGAUCAAACUGGAGAUCGCCCUCAAGGAGGCCACCGAGUUCCACGAUGCGCUGCAAGCGUUCGUCGAGUGGCUGACGCAGGCCGAGAAGCAACUGUCUAGUGCCGCGGCCGUGUCGCGCGUCCUCGAAACCAUCCAGCAGCAGAUGGAGGAGCACAAGGUGCUGCAGAAGGACGUGUCGAUUCACCGCGAGUCGAUGCUGCUGCUCGACAAGAAGGGCACCCAUCUGAAGUACUUCAGCCAGAAGCAGGACGUGAUACUGAUCAAGAACCUGCUCGUCUCGGUGCAGCACCGCUGGGAGCGCGUGGUGGCCAAGGCUGCCGAGCGAACGCGUGCCCUCGACCACGGUUACAAGGAAGCGCGCGAAUUCCACGACGCUUGGGUGCAGCUGACGACGUGGCUGAAGGAAACGGAGCGCACGCUGGACACGCUGGCAGAGGAAUCGAGCAACGACGCGGUCAAGAUCAAGAAGCACCUCGAGAAGCUGCGCGAAAUCCAGCGCAACCUGCAGUCGAAGGAGAGCUUCUACGACAGCACGAUGCGUACGGGCAAGGGGCUGAUGGAUCGUGCCCCGAAAUCCGACGAACCGGUGCUCGCGAAGAUGAUGGGCGAGCUGAAGGACGCGUGGAAGCGUGUCUGCCACAAGAGCGUCGAGCGACAGCGUAAGUUCGAGGAGGCGUUAUUGCUGUCGGGCCAGUUUGCCGACGCACUGCAGGCGCUGCUCGAUUGGCUGCGCAAAACGAAGGCCCGCCUGGCGGAGGACGGUCCGGUGCACGGUGAUCUGGACACGGUCACGACGCUUGUCGAACACCACCGCCAGCUGGAGUCGGAUCUGGACAAGCGGUCCGCGCAGAUGCAGAGCGUCAUGAAGACGGGCCAGGAACUGGAGCGGUCGGAUGAGACGCGCGAAACCAGCCGCAACCUCAAGGAAAUGCAGAAACUGUGGGACGACGUACAGGACCUGAGCGGCCGUCGAAAGAGCCGCCUCGAUGUGGCCCUGAAGGAAGCGGAACGGCUACACAAAUCGGUCCACAUGCUACUGGAGUGGCUCUCGGAGGCCGAGCAGAAGCUUCGAUUCGCCGCCGCCGCACCGGACGAUGAGGCACAGGCGAAGGACCUGCUCGACAUUCACGCCAAGUUCAUGAAGGAGCUGCGCGAGAAGGAGUACGACAAGGAGGACACGAUCGGGUUGGCCAACAGUAUUCUGGGCAAAGCGCAUCCCGAUGCGAUCCCCAUCAUCAAGAACUGGAUCUCUAUAAUCCAGUCGCGCUGGGAUGAAAUUUCCCAGUGGGCCUUCAGCCGCCAGUCGAAGCUCGAGGCGCACCUCAAGGACCUGCAGGAUCUGGACGAAUCGAUCGAGGAACUGCUGGCCUGGUUGGCCGGACUGGAAGCAACGUUGCUGAAUCUUGAAACGGAGUCGCUACCGGAUGAGAUUCCCCCACUGGAGGUGCUCAUUGCGGACCACAAAGAGUUCAUGGAGAACACGGCCCGCCGGCAGGGAGAAGUGGAUCGGGCCUGCAAACCGAGACAGCCACCGCCGGGACUGAAGGAAACUCGCAAACCGUCCCGCGGUGUGCUCAAGACGCCCGUCUUCAAGGGAUCACGCGAUCAUGGUCUGAAUUCGCGUCGUACAAGCCGCGUGAGUCCUGGACGCGAAACGCAAACACCGGAACGGGAUCGGUUGCCACAUUACGGUCCACGGUUUUCGCCAAGCAACCAAGCGGAUACGGAACUACGGUCGCCAAGGGCCAAGCUGCUGUGGGAGAAAUGGCGCUACGUGUGGAUGCUGGCCUGGGAACGGCAGCGCCGUCUGCACGAUCACAUGCUCUACCUGCAGGAUGUGGAGCGCGUCCGGCAGUUCAGUUGGGAGGAAUGGCGAAAGCGAUUCCUUAAGUUCAUGAACCACAAGAAGUCCCGCCUCACCGAUCUGUUCCGCAAGAUGGACAAAGACAACAAUGGUCUCAUACCUCGCGACGUGUUCAUCGAUGGAAUCAUUGGCACAAAGUUCGAUACCUCCAAACUGGAAAUGGGUGCCGUGGCCGAUCUGUUCGAUCGCAACGGCGAAGGGCUGAUCGAUUGGCAAGAGUUUAUCGCCGCCCUGCGACCAGACUGGCAGGACCGUAAGCCGAAAACCGAAGCGGACAAGAUCCACGACGAGGUGAAGCGUUUGGUUAUGCUCUGCACCUGUCGACAGAAGUUCCGUGUGUUCCAGGUCGGCGAAGGAAAGUAUCGGUUUGGUGACUCUCAAAAGCUACGCUUGGUGCGUAUUUUGAGAAGCACCGUCAUGGUGCGCGUCGGAGGUGGAUGGGUGGCUCUUGACGAGUUCUUAGUCAAGAAUGAUCCUUGUCGAGCCAAGGGACGCACAAACAUCGAGCUACGUGAGCAGUUCAUACUGGCCGACGGUGUGUCGCAGUCGAUGGCCGCCUUUAAGCCGCGUAUGUCCGGCUCGGCCGGCUCCGGAUCAAAUCAAACCAGCUCGCCGAUACCAACACAAGGUCCUAUUGUGAAGGUACGGGAGCGUUCGGCAAAAUCUAUUUCCAUGUCGCGUCCGUCGCGUUCAUCGCUGUCAGCCUCGACACCGGACUCACUCAGCGAUAACGAAAGCGGCAUCGGAACUCCGGGACGUUUCCAGACGCCAAGCCGCAAAACUUCAGUGCCAGCUAGUCGACCGCAAAUGACGCCCGGUGGCUCGAGAGCCAACUCCCGGCCCAGUUCGCGACCGGCCAGCCGUACCGGGUCGAAACCACCAUCACGCCACGGGUCGACCCUAUCGCUGGACAGCACCGACGAUGCAACCCCGUCGCGAAUUCCAACCCGCCGCCUAACGCAAACGUCCACCCCACGGCCAUCGCGGUUGUCGGUGGGAUCCGUUUCCGGGCGUCCCGCGACCACAACCGGCACGAACGGGGUCUCGUCCAGGACAGCUUCUGGGGCUGCGUCACCCGCGCCCACGAGGAACGGUGGCAUGAGUCGUUCAUCCAGCAUACCGACACUAAUAGGACUACCAAAUAGCAGGAAAACCAGCGGUGCCUCUACGCCCUCCGGGAUGCAGACACCGCGCCGACCAUCGGUGGAUCCCGGUACGCCCGGUAGCACGACGACGACCACCGCUCGUCCGGAUCGCAACUCACGUGGUUCCACGCCGAGUGAAAAGCGUGCCCCAUUCCGACUGUAAGCUGCUGUUCUGGGAAACUGGAGACGAGGAGCGAUUUGAGUCAGCAUGUAAGAUACCAACAAACACACACAGAGAGACACCGCCAGUGAUAAAUCGGUUGCCGGAAAAUCCGUUUCGCUAUCCACGUCCGUCACGACGCAAAAACACGAAAUCAACACGACAACGACGACGAACCCCGCUCUUGUUUAAGGCUCAAAGAAUCGAGCAAAAUUCAAACACGAAUCCGGAUCGGCCAACCAGAGCGCCGCCACCUUAUGCGUGUCUACAGCAGAGUGAACUGUAGGAACUAAGUCAGAAGAAGACCCCGUCCUGAAGAAGAGCCUUCCAGGAAGGGUUGAUAGCUCGAAAUGAAGAAUGGUUUGUUAGUUUUGCGUUGGCGCCUUUUUUCUCUCUCACUUGCGUUACAUUACAAGGCCCAGUUCAGGUAGGACGCUUAGGACAGUUUGUUUUCUUCGAAAACACUAAUCACCGUUACUAAAGCUUAUUAGUACGCGUUUGUUACCCUGUUUCGAAGCGUGUAGCACAUUAUUAAGAAUUAGACCGAAGCGUUUGAAUAAGAAUUAAAUCCCGAAUUUGAGAUUGCUAAACUUUCAACCUGUUUUGCCCGAGUUUGCUUAUACGCAAGAGGUCUCAACACACACAUGACGUAGUCCUGGAGGACGCCGUGAGCUGUGAGAAAUCGCCAGUUUUCACACGCGCACGCGCAUCCUCCAGGGUUCGGUUCCGAACCGCUCAACUCACCAGCAACACUGGGAACGGAGCGAAUGUUGGCGCCAAGGUGAAACGGACGACCGUUUGUUUUGUCCGACGGUUGGGCUCAACUCCUGCCGGCGGAUGUGGGGAGCGAAAGUUAAUUUUAUUUGACUUAUCGUUAAUUAAUUUCCUUUUUUAUGUUGAACUUUAUGAGUUAAAAUCCCCCGAGAGACGAGGAGAUCAGAUAUUUUGCUUAAACUGUUGAAGAAGCGUACGUUACGGAUAUUUAUUGUAAACUUGUAUUUCGUUUUUUAAUUGGUUUUGAACUCAAAAAAUGAAGAAACUUUUUUCGGGUGUGCAGAUUG
Messenger RNA from Anopheles bellator, 16337 nucleotides. It is a transcript of the gene shot, whose product is annotated as dystonin. The record is from RefSeq and is a predicted model, not a curated record. Bases 1 to 15279 code for a protein of 5092 amino acids. Gene Ontology annotation, molecular function: structural molecule activity; calcium ion binding; microtubule binding. Gene Ontology annotation, cellular component: intermediate filament; membrane; cytoplasm. The transcript is spliced from 26 exons. Gene Ontology annotation, biological process: wound healing; intermediate filament cytoskeleton organization. Lineage: Eukaryota; Metazoa; Arthropoda; Insecta; Diptera; Culicidae.